AUGGCGGAGGAGCAGCCCAGAGUACUCACCGCUUCCGUGCACGACUUCAGGUACUUCGCCGCCCUUCUGCGCGGCGUCAACUUCGUCAACCGUGCUAGCGUCUCAAUUACCGCCGACGGCUUCACAGUAACCGUCGAAGAGGCCAGAUGUCUCACUGCGACUGCCUUUGUCUUCAGCCACGUCUUCGACGAGUUCGUCUACAACCCUGAUGCCGCACGGCCCUCACAGCCGUCCCAGGACGACGAUGACGACGAAGUGACCACAACGGCGUUCGACAUCCCUCUCGGCACCCUUAUGGACUGCCUCAACGUGUUCGGCACAGCGGGUGCCUCUAGCACUUCACAGAAGAAGAAGAAAACACGCGAGGACGGGGAGGACUCCGACGGCGGCGGUGGUCGCGCGGAUAGGAAGGGCAAGGGGAGGGCGGACGCAGGGGACGCGGGAGGAAACGCGCGCCUCGACCAGUGGUUUGCCCCUGGCAAAGGCACAGGCAUGCGCAUGUCGUACGCGGGGCCUGGCCAUCCUUUGACGUUGCUCGUGGCGGAGGAGUCUGGUGGGCCUACCGCGACCUGCGAAAUCACGACCUGGGACCCUGAGCCGCGACUUGACCUAGCCUUCGACUCUGAUGCAACGUGA
Molecule: messenger RNA, 636 nt
Organism: Trametes versicolor FP-101664 SS1
Lineage: Eukaryota; Fungi; Basidiomycota; Agaricomycetes; Polyporales; Polyporaceae
Exons: 5
Coding region: 1-636 (211 amino acids)
Biological process (GO): DNA damage checkpoint signaling; DNA repair
Cellular component (GO): checkpoint clamp complex
Source: RefSeq, a predicted model, not a curated record